GGCUUGUGAUGCGUCCCCUUAUGGAUUAGGGGCAGUCCUUUCACACACACUGAAAGAUGGGUCAGAGAGGCCAGUUGCAUUUGCGUCACGAACAUUGAAUGAUGCAGAGAAAAACUACUCACAAAUUGACAAAGAAGCACUGGCACUAGUGUGGGGCGUCAAGAAAUUCCACGCAUACCUAUUUGGCAAGCGUUUCACACUGGUUACAGAUCACCAGCCGUUGCUUUCCAUUUUCAGUCCAAAGAAAGGCAUUCCGGCAAUGACAGCAGCCAGGUUACAGCGAUAUGCCCUGUUCCUUGCCAGUCAUAUGUAUGACAUUGAGUUUAAGCCGUCAUCCCUCCACACAAAUGCAGAUGGAUUAUCCAGACUGCCAUGUACAAGAGAAAGGCAAAGGAGGGUGGAUGCAGUGGACAUGUUCCAUACCGCUCAGCUCGAGGCACUACCGGUCACAAGCACAGUUAUCAAACAUGAGACAAGGAAAGAUGUGACCUUGUAAAAAGUGUACACCUACACCAUGUCAGGAUGGCCAGCUACUGGCAGAAAGGAGCUGACUCCGUAUUUCCAGCGGAGAAACGAAAUUACAACGUACCAGGGAUGUUUGAUGUGGGGAAUGAGAGUCAUGAUACCCCAGAAAUGCCAACAUCGAGUCUUGCAGCAACUACAUGAAGGUCAUGUUGGAAUUGUCAAAAUGAAGCUGCUCGCAAGGAGCCACUUCUGGUGGCCAGGUCUGGACCAACAGAUAGAAAAUAUGGCAAAGAACUGUAGUGGAUGUUUGGAAACCCUUCACAUGCCUGCUCCUGUCCCAGUCCACCCAUGGGAAUGGCCCGCAGAGCCAUGGCAGAGAAUUCAUGUGGACUACGCUGGUCCUUUUGAAAAGCACAUGUUUCUGGUUAUAGUGGAUGCCCAUUCCAAAUGGCCAGAGGUGUUUUGCACUGACUCCUCCACCUCAGCUCAGACGAUAGAGUGUCUCAGAACAACGUUUGCACACUUCGGUUUGCCACUGCAGCUGGUAAGUGACAAUGCGCAAGCUUUUGUAAGUGACGAGUUUACAAGAUUCAUGUCAGUAAAUGGAAUCAAACACUCAACUUCAGCUCCGUACCACCCUGCCACCAAUGGGCUGGCAGAACGCUUUGUGCAAACUCUAAAGCAAGGACUCCGUGCAGCAAAACGAGAUGAAGGGACUCUGCAAACAAAACUGGCCAAGUUCCUGGCCUCCUACCGAAACACCCCACAUGCCACAACAAAUGAAAGCCCAGCCGCACUGAUGUUCGGGAGGCCUCUCCGCACACAGCUGGACAUCAUGAAGCCAAAUAGGCGUAAUGAAGUGCUGAACAAACAAGCCAAGAUGCUCUCCGGUGGCCGGGAGCGCCAUCUCCAAACAGGACAGGAAGUGAUGGUGCGAGACUACAGAAGAGGAGGGAAAUGGACAAGAGGGACCGUACACACACAAACGGGACCCAGAACUUACCAGGUUCAAGUGAGCCCAGACAUAAUGUGGCGGCGUCACAUUAACCAAAUGCAUUCCACGGAAAACAGCACAACAAUCGAGAGAGAACAGGCACAGAGAGUUCCCGAGAGUGACACACAAGGAACUGUAGAGGACGGUGGGGCAGUAGAGAGACCCCAGGCUGAAAGAAGGGAACGUGUUGAUGAAGGUGCUGCUAUAGCAGACGCUAUAAUGGAACAAGCACACACUGAGGAUGUUCAGGAGCCUCCAGACAAUCUGAGGCGCUACCCAGAACGAAGGCACCGUCCACCAGACAGACUAGACUUAUAAACAAACAAACAAAAACUAACUGUUCAAGUUCAAAUUAAAAGAUGCAAAAUAACUACAACAAGUUCUGGGAAAUGUUUCAGUUGUGGUUUGGUAAAAGUAACUCUGAUUGUAUAAGAGAA
Messenger RNA from Oncorhynchus gorbuscha (pink salmon), 1896 nucleotides. RefSeq lists its product as uncharacterized. NCBI's taxonomy places the organism in Eukaryota, Metazoa, Chordata, Actinopteri, Salmoniformes, Salmonidae. Bases 515 to 1777 code for a protein of 420 amino acids. The record is from RefSeq and is a predicted model, not a curated record. The transcript has a single exon. Gene Ontology annotation, biological process: DNA integration. Gene Ontology annotation, molecular function: nucleic acid binding.